Messenger RNA from Phacochoerus africanus (Common warthog), 1479 nucleotides. It is a transcript of the gene CCDC122, whose product is annotated as coiled-coil domain containing 122. NCBI's taxonomy places the organism in Eukaryota, Metazoa, Chordata, Mammalia, Artiodactyla, Suidae. The record is from RefSeq and is a predicted model, not a curated record.
GGCGGACGCGCCCGAGUGCGGGGAAGCGUCAGCAGUUCCGGGUCAGGCCGCCUGCCCGCACUCGCCGCCUGGCGCCCGGAGGAGGAACGGGAACCGGAGUCGCGACGGGCCGUGCGGCCUGAGCCAGGAGUAAAGAAGGUGAACUAAAAAGGGGAAAAGAGACAAGAAUGUCAGGCAACAGAGAAAAGAAGAGUCAGCGCAUUCCUGAAGAAGCUAAACCAGAUACAUCGUUGUUAACUGACGCUGUAGAGCAAGUUGCAAAGCAACAGCAAUCACAAACAUCAGAAAUAGAAAAAAACAAAAAGUUCUUGUUCCAUGUCCAAAAUGAACUUCAUGAGCUUGAAACACAAAUAGCAUCUGUCUCUGCAGAAUCUAAAGAAACAGAAAGACAGAUAUAUCAACAAGAUGCUGCCAUACAGAAUACCAAACUUCAGUGUGGAAGCCGAAAUCAAAUCAGAUCCUUACACACAGAAAAUGUGAAGCUUAGAUUUGACAUAGAAGCAGCCCAAGAAGAUUUUGAGGAACACAUGAUAAGAUAUAAUGAAUACUAUGAAAAAAUAAAAGCACAUAAAGAUAGUUUGAGGGAGGUAGAAAGCAAAUGGUCUUUCAUGACUGAGCUAGAGGAGAAACGGGACCUCGUUAGAAAACUAAAGACAAUGAAAGAACAGCUUAUGCAGGAUCUCCAGAAUCCAGAAGGAAACGUGAUGACACAAGUGCAGGAAGACAUUACAAAGCUAAAGGAUAAAAUUAUAACUGUAAAAGAAUCCAUCAAUGAAAAAACUUGUUUUCUUGAGAAGGAAAAAAAGACACAUGAAAAAUUAAGAAAAGAAAUAGAGGUACAACAUAAGAGAUAUGAGGCAAUUCUUAAGCGUUUGCACUGUCAGGUGAACAAGCUUCAGUCAAACAGAAGACAUUGGCAAUGGAACAUUCAGCAGCUGGAAAAAACUGCAGCUGAACUGAGAAAAUGCAUUGGAACCAAAGAUUAACAUGGCCAUAGGGCAAUCUAGAGCACAGACAGUGCCACAAAAAUUGUGGGAUGGAAAGUUGUGCUUCCAGUAAGACAGGAAACAAAUGAAUCAGUUCAACAACACUGCAAGAGGAAGGUAAUGAAGUACCAACAUAUUUCACAAGUUUUCAGAGGAAAGAACAACAUGAGCUGCCUUUGGGAUGAUGGACGGGGAUUUGGAUGAAAAGAAAAGGAAUAAAUUGGAUACUUCAAACUACACUGCACAGCAGGCAGGUCUAAUUACUGUGGGGAAAGAGUAAAAGAGAAUGUUUGAAUGACAUAGAUGGAGACUGAGGCUGGGUGGGGUUGGGAGGGAAAAAGGGAGGCCCGACUCUGAGCAUCUACAUCAUUGGUUUAUCUGCUGGGUUGUUUUGGCUGUGAAGCCAUAGCUGUAGUUUGCUUCUUGUUUUAUGCGUGUUUUUAUUUAUAAUAAUUCCGUCGUAAUGAUUUUCAAAACAUGAAGUCUGCACAUA